This is a messenger RNA of Equus quagga, 992 nucleotides long. RefSeq names its product SIX homeobox 2 (gene SIX2). The record is from RefSeq and is a predicted model, not a curated record. Gene Ontology annotation, cellular component: transcription regulator complex; nucleus. Bases 102 to 992 code for a protein of 296 amino acids. Gene Ontology annotation, biological process: regulation of transcription by RNA polymerase II; kidney development. The transcript has 2 exons. NCBI's taxonomy places the organism in Eukaryota, Metazoa, Chordata, Mammalia, Perissodactyla, Equidae. Gene Ontology annotation, molecular function: RNA polymerase II cis-regulatory region sequence-specific DNA binding; DNA-binding transcription factor activity, RNA polymerase II-specific.
CGCCCGCCUCUCGGCCCAGACGGCCAGGCGAGGAGGCGCCCAUGCCGGACCGCGCAGCGCAGUGAGGACGCGCGCGGGCGGGCGGGGGCGCAGCCGGCACCAUGUCCAUGUUGCCCACCUUCGGCUUCACGCAGGAGCAAGUGGCGUGCGUGUGCGAGGUGCUGCAGCAGGGCGGCAACAUCGAGCGGCUGGGCCGCUUCCUCUGGUCGCUGCCCGCCUGCGAGCACCUCCACAAGAAUGAAAGCGUGCUCAAGGCCAAGGCGGUGGUGGCCUUCCACCGCGGCAACUUCCGCGAGCUCUACAAGAUCCUGGAGAGCCACCAGUUCUCGCCGCACAACCACGCCAAGCUGCAGCAGCUGUGGCUCAAGGCGCACUACAUCGAAGCGGAGAAGCUGCGCGGCCGGCCGCUGGGCGCUGUGGGCAAAUACCGCGUGCGCCGCAAGUUUCCGCUGCCGCGCUCCAUCUGGGACGGCGAGGAGACCAGCUACUGCUUCAAGGAGAAGAGUCGCAGCGUGCUGCGCGAGUGGUACGCGCACAACCCCUACCCCUCACCCCGCGAGAAGCGCGAGCUGGCGGAGGCCACGGGCCUCACCACCACGCAGGUCAGCAACUGGUUCAAGAACAGGCGGCAGCGCGACCGGGCAGCCGAGGCCAAGGAAAGGGAGAACAGCGAAAACUCCAACUCCAACAGCCACAAUCCUCUGGCUGCGUCGCUGAACGGCAGCGGCAAGUCGGUGCUAGGCAGCUCGGAGGACGAGAAGACGCCGUCGGGGACGCCGGACCACUCGUCGUCCAGCCCCGCGCUGCUGCUCAGCCCGCCGCCGCCACCAGGGCUGCCAUCCCUGCACAGCCUGGGCCACCCUCCCGGCCCCAGCGCCGUGCCUGUGCCCGUGCCGGGCGGAGGUGGCGCGGACCCACUGCAGCACCACCACGGCCUGCAGGACUCCAUCCUCAACCCCAUGUCGGCCAACCUCGUGGACCUGGGCUCCUAG